UGAACUAGACGUCCUCUCCACACUGAGCACACAUAACUCUGACAAGAAUGAACGCAUCCUUGCAGUUACCACACAUCUGUCUGGACAAAAUGCGGUUUUUUUAUUUUAAACGCUGCCUAUUUUAACGGAACAUAAUAUUUCCAAUUUGGGAUUGGACCACUAUGCGCAACGAUACGCACCUUGUAUUUUUUUUCUUUUUUCUAUUUUUUGCUUAUUACGUUAUUGAAGUUGGAAGUGUUGUGCGUUUGUUGACGGUUUUCGUGUGAUCCAGUAUUCGGGGCAGUCUAAUCAUAUUAGCGUAAAAGCGUCAUGUGCAUUCCAGUGCUUUGUGGAUAGACAAUGCAUUCUUCAGAAUGGGCUCAAACAAUGGGAAACAGUGCGGAAGCGAAGGUAAAGGAAGCUCCAGCAUUUCCUCCGACGUGAGCUCCGGCACUGAUCAUCCACCUACCAAAGCUCCCAGGAAUGUAGCUACCAGUGAAGACUCGGACCUGAGCAUGCAAACCCUCAGCACCCCCAGUCCUGCUCUCAUCCUGAACCAUAGCCCCUCCACGCUCUCUCCUCAAACCGUUCCCAAUGGCCAAGAUUCUCCAUCACCAUCCCCUGUUCCCAGGGAAACUGUUGCUAUGGUACACGCUCCUCCAGGAACACAAGGCUGCAAGCGUCUGCCCAAGACUCACCACACAGCAUUGGUCGACUUCCUCCCAGACCCCAUCCUCCUUCAGGUCUUCGCUCACCUCUCCACGCCACAGCUGUGCCGCUGUGCCCGGGUCUGUCGCCGCUGGUACAACCUGGCCUGGGACCCUCGCCUCUGGAGGACUGUCCGGCUGACCGGAGAGCUGCUCCAUGCUGACCGAGCCCUGCGGGUCCUCACCUACCGCCUUUGUCAGGACACCCCCAACGUAUGCCUGACCCUGGAGACAGUAGUGGCAAGUGGCUGCCGGAGGCUUUCUGACCGUGGCCUGCGUGUGGUGGCUCAGUCCUGCCCAGAGCUGCGUCGCCUGGAGGUGGCAGGCUGCUAUAAUGUGUCCAAUGAAGCUGUGUUCGAUGUGGUGUCAAGCUGUCCUAACUUAGAACACUUGGAUGUUUCAGGCUGCCCUAAAGUGACGUGCAUCAGCCUGACUGAGGAGACCUCCACGCAGCUUGCCCCUCUCCCAGGCCAGCAGAUCAGCCUGCGCUACCUGGACAUGACGGACUGCACCUCACUGGAGGAUGAAGGCGUGCGCAUCAUCGCCACGCACUGCCCACGCCUUACGCACCUGUACCUGCGGCGGUGCGUGCGCCUGACGGACGAAGCUGUUCGGCAGCUGGCGCUGCGCUGUACGUCUCUGCGAGAGCUCAGCCUCAGCGACUGCCGCCUGAUCGGCGACUUCGGCCUGCGGGAGGUGGCGCGCAUGGAGGGCCGUCUGCGCUACCUGAGCGUGGCGCACUGCGCCCGCAUCACCGACGUGGGCCUGCGCUACCUGGCGCGCUACUGCCCGCGGCUGCGCUACCUGAAUGCACGCGGCUGUGAGGGCCUGACGGACCAGGGCUUGGCCCACCUGGCGCGCAGCUGCCCCAGGUUGCGUUCGCUGGACGUGGGCCGCUGCCCGCUGGUGUCAGACGCCGGGCUGGAGGUGGUAGCACACUGCUGUUUGGGCCUUAGGAGACUCAGCCUGCGAGGCUGCGAGAGUGUGAGCGGCAGAGGGCUCAGGGCGCUGGCUACAGGCUGCCCUGAGCUGCAGCUACUCAACGUGCAGGAGUGCGAGGUGGCCCCAGAGAUGCUGAAAGUGGUCCGACGUCACUGCCGACGUUGUGUGAUCGAACACACCAUUCCAGCCUUUUACUGACUGUACGGUGUGAGCGUUGGCUUUUGACAAGCGGAUAAUUUUACUCUCCGUGACUUCAUAAUUUGUUGCUGUGGAGUGUAUGAGGUAUAAGAUGACGUGGUGUGUAAUACAUGCCUCUGUUAAAGUAGUAUGCAGUCCUUGCCAUUACAUGAUGUGUCUAAUAGUAUUUAUCAGACAAAAGGGUUACGAUACUAUAUAAGAUGGUAUUCUGAUGAAUGUCUAAUAUGUCUGUGUACUUUGCAUUCCAAUUUUUAAAAAAAAAUUCAAAUAAUGAACAUGAAAUAAUGAACAUGACCACUGUCCAGAGAUGCUUCUUUACCUUUUUCAAUCCAGAACAUUUAUAUUUUAAGCCUUUUUUAAGAGCAUUUGGAUUCUUUUGUCUUUAUAGAUUAUAUAUUAUACCUGUAUAGUACUUUGUUUUAUGUGGGUAUUUGCACUUUAAAAUUCAUCUAAGACAAUCACUAGCAUUGUAUUAAAAAGUGUCAAAAUAGCUUUCUAAAAGCCUUUUGUUAAAUCCUCCCUGAUAAAUUGGGAGUAUAGAGUAAGGGAACACAAGGGCAUACAGUCAGUAUUAUGGGGAUGUUAGUUUGAAGAAAUGAUACAAAGAAGCAUUGCUGCUACAAAUAAAGGGCUACUUAUUUAACAUGCUUUAAAA
Electrophorus electricus (electric eel) is the source of this 2481-nucleotide messenger RNA. Its product is annotated as F-box/LRR-repeat protein 7. The record is from RefSeq and is a predicted model, not a curated record. Gene Ontology annotation, molecular function: protein binding. Gene Ontology annotation, cellular component: cytoplasm. NCBI's taxonomy places the organism in Eukaryota, Metazoa, Chordata, Actinopteri, Gymnotiformes, Gymnotidae.